This is a messenger RNA of Cetraspora pellucida, 2058 nucleotides long. Lineage: Eukaryota; Fungi; Glomeromycota; Glomeromycetes; Diversisporales; Gigasporaceae. The record is from the annotation of a GenBank genome assembly.
AUGAGGCCUUAUCGUUUUUUUGUUCUUGCCUUGUUUACAAUAUCAUUAUUUCUAUCUAUCACAAUAAUAGAUGCUGUACCAAAAGUUGAUUUAUAUAGAAGAGAAAUAUCCACAUCAAUUCCAAAUAAGAAACGUUUUAAAAUGCAACAGGCACGGUUAAUCAACAAGUAUUCGAAAUUAUUCAAGCGUAGUUCUCAGGAUCCACCUAUAUCAAUACCUCUAGUCAAUGAAUUUAAUAUGGAUUGUAGCUAUUAUGGUUUAAUAAUAAUCGGUGGUCAAUCUUUUACUGUAGAUUUUGACACUGGCUCUAGCGAUCUUUGGGUUCCUGCUAUUCAAUGUAAAUUCUCCGAAUGCGGUUAUCAUAAUAGAUUUGAUCCGAAAAAGUCUCCUACUUUUGUCCCUGCUCCUCAUCCAAAUCAUUUUACAAUAUAUUAUGGCUAUGAUUCAUCUACCAUUCGUGGUUAUAUAGGUCAAGACUCUGUUAAUCUUGGUGGGAUAUCUGUAAUAAAUCAAACUUUUGGUUUAGCAAUAGUUGAUGAUUUUAAUUUGGUACUUGAAGAAGAUGGUAUUUUAGGUCUUUCAUUCCCUCAACUUAGUACAUUUAAAGUUCCUUGUGUUAUUCAAUCAAUGAAGGAUCAAAACUUGAUUGAUCAUUCUAUAAUUGCCUUUCAUUUGGGAAGAUACAAAUUAGAUCAUAGCGAUAAGAGUUUUAUGAAUCUUGGUGCCAUUGAUCCAAAUGCGUAUGUGGGUGAGAUUGUAUAUAAUAAUAUACUUGACAAUUUAUUAGGAUCUUUGGGAUACUGGGUAAUUAUGAUGGAUGAUCUUUAUGUUGAUAAAUUUUCAAUGGGUGCUACUAAUUCAUCUGCUAUCAUUGACACUGGAACUGCUAGUAUUUGGGGUGACUCUUCAUUUGUUAAGGAUAUCCAUCAUAACAUCCCCGGUUCUUAUUUUGAUGGCUAUUUAUGGUAUAUUCCAUGUGAUACAAAAACUGUAGUUUCUCUAGUAUUCAAUGGUGUAGUAUAUGAAAUCAAUCCUAUAGAGCUAGUUGUACAGGAAGUAAUGGUAGGUCCAUUGUGUCAAUCUGUCUUUCAGGAAAAUCCGAAGGGUUUUCCGAGGAAAUUUUGGUUAGUUGGUGCCUUUUUUUUGUCAAACGUUUAUAGCGUUUUUGAUUUUGAUAAUCGUCAAAUUGGAUUUGCUAAAGCUAAAGGUGAAGCAAAAUACGGAGUGAUAAGCCAAUUCCCUGUGAUAGAUUCACCUAGAGAUCCACUUGAACCAUAUAAAAUGACAUCUGAACGGUCAUUUGAACAUUUUGAAGUUGGUUAUUCAAAGUUUGGAUUAAAACGUUAUAAUAUUACAGUUGAAUUAGCGGCUAGUAAAAGAACAGGUCUUCAUAGAUACACUUUUCCUCCAACCAAACAUAAAGCUAAAAUUGUUAUUGAUUUGCCUCAUAAUCUUAUUGUACCUAAUUAUGCUUUUACUCAUAAGUAUCUCGGUGGGGCAAUACAAUCUAUCUCACUUAAUCAAGUAAAAGGUGCAGCCCGCUAUCGCGGAGGUUGGAACCAAGGAGGCCCUUAUAUAGUUUAUUUUUGUUCCCAAUUUAACAUUAAUGCUAUAGAAUUUGAGACCUGGGCAGACAAUAAUUUUAAUAUUCGAAAACAAAUUUACUUUGAUGGAAAAACCCAUUUUGGUAAAAUUGAUGGUGCUAUUUUAACGUUUAAUGUUAGAAAAAAUCCGGUAAUCAUAUCAAGAGUUGGAAUUUCAUUUAUUUCGGCUGAUCAAGCUUGUAAUAAUGCUGAAAGUGAGAUUCCAUAUUGGGAUUUUGAGAAGACUAAACAAGAAACUGUAAAUGCUUGGCAAAAAGAAUUAGAAAAGAUAUAUGUUGAGGGAGGAACUGAUGAAUUAAAAACAAUUUUUUAUAGUGGCUUAUACAGAACCAUGAUUAUGCCUAGUGAUAGAACUGGUGAGAAUCCAAAAUGGCAAUCAUUUGAUAAAAAUGGUAAUCUAAUACCACAUUAUGGAGAUUUCUACGCUUUGUUGAAUGAAGCUGAAAUUCUCUGA